Molecule: messenger RNA, 5137 nt
Organism: Heterocephalus glaber (naked mole-rat)
Lineage: Eukaryota; Metazoa; Chordata; Mammalia; Rodentia; Bathyergidae
Source: RefSeq, a predicted model, not a curated record
AUGCUGUUUGCUACUAAUGGGUGUGAGCAAGUUAGAUAUUCUAUACCGGAGACUUCUCCUCACAAAACUUUUUAUUAGAGGAUGGGGACGGCCAGAAGAUCUCAAAAGACUUUUUGAAUUCAGGAAGAUGAUUGGAAACCGAGAAAGAUGCCAGAAUCUGGUUUCAAGCGAUUAUCCAGUGUACAUUGAUAAGGUAUUCAAAUAGAAGAAAUGCAGUUGGAGAACUGUAGGGAACAGGGGAAGGGGACGUUACCAGAACCUCUGCAGUAAGUCCUAGUCUCCUGCGAGCCACGGCAGCACACGGCAAAUUACAGGAAAGGUAGAAAAAUGAGACUGAGAAGAAGCUGAGCUUUGGGUCUGAUCAGUGCUGCUCUGGGUGGCAAAGACAAAAACCCCUAGCUUGCAGCACCUUUUAUUCAGUUCAUCAGAAGAAACAAAUGUCACAAAUGAAUAUGUAGAGUUCAGUACUUCACCUUGGGAUAAACAAGGUGUAACAAAAGACUGGGGAGCGGUGGAAGUCUAAGAACAAUGAGGAACUAAGCUGACGAAGAUUUGAUUCCUUCCAGGAACUACAGAUUUGAUUCCUUCCAGGAACUACGCAGAUGAAGAUUUGGUUCCUCCCAGGGUGUCUCCUGCAGAUUGAAGAGCAGUCAGACUGUAAGAUCCUAGAUGGACACUUUGUCUCCCCAAUGGCCCAUUAUGUACCUGAUAUCAUGCCAAUUGAAUCUGUUAUUGCAAGGUUCCAAUUUAUUGUGCCUAAAGAAUGGAAUAGCAAAUAUAGACCUGUGUGCAUUCAUCUUGCUGGAACAGGAGAUCAUCAUUACUGGAGGCGACGAACACUAAUGGCCCGUCCUAUGAUUAAAGAAGCCCGAAUGGCUUCACUGUUGUUAGAAAACCCUUAUUAUGGCUGCAGGAAACCCAAGGACCAAGUGAGGUCCAGUUUAAAAAAUGUGUCUGACCUUUUUGUGAUGGGAGGAGCCCUUGUUUUAGAAUCUGCAGCUCUCUUGCACUGGCUAGAGAGGGAAGGUUAUGGACCAUUAGGAAUGACUGGAAUAUCCAUGGGAGGACACAUGGCCUCCUUAGCAGUAUCCAACUGGCCUAAGCCCAUGCCAUUGAUUCCAUGUCUCUCUUGGUCCACAGCAUCUGGAGUGUUUACUACGGGUGUAUUGAGUAAAUCAGUUAAUUGGAGGGAGCUGGAAAAGCAGUAUUAUACACAGACGGUUUAUGAAGAAGAAAUUAUUCACAUGCUUGAAUACUGUGGAACAGAUUCUUUCAAAAUGGGACAAGAGUUUGUGAAACGCUUCCCUAGCAGUGCAGACAAGUUGUUUUCCAGAAGUUUAAAUUUAGAUAUGACAAACCAAGUUGUGUCCCCAACACCUACUGAGUGCCAAACUUCUCGUAAAACAUCUAUCAGUGCUACAUCAGAAGGACUCUUCUUGCAAGAUACCUCUAAGAUAGACUGCCUGAAUCAAACACUUUCAACCAACAAAAGUAGUUACACAAGUUAUAACCCUCAGUCAUACCAGGUACUCAGCAAAGAACAAAGAAGAAACAGUCUUCAAAAAGAAUCUUUAAUAUUUAUGAAAGGAGUCAUGGAUGAAUGCACUCAUGUAGCAAAUUUCUCAGUUCCAGUUGACCCAAGCCUCAUUAUAGUGGUACAAGCCAAAGAAGAUGCCUAUAUUCCACGAACAGGAGUUCGAAGUCUACAAGAAAUUUGGCCUGGUUGUGAAAUCCGAUAUCUAGAAGGGGGUCAUAUUAGCGCUUACCUUUUUAAACAGGGACUCUUCAGACAAGCCAUCUACGAUGCAUUUGAACGCUUCCUCCAUAAAUAUGCUAACUAACUGGACUGCUGUAUUACAGUAUAACCAGUGCAGCCAUUGUGUUUCUUAGAAAAGAAACUUUCAUCCUGUGAUGAUGCGAAGAACCAGCAGACUGUACUAUAUAUCUAAUUUUUACCAGUUUAAUCUGGAAUUCAGUGUUACAGGUCAGUCAGUUAUAAAUGUUAAAUACUACAUUUCAUUACUUUCAGAACAAUAUUUGAAUUAAAUAAUUUGAAGUAUUUUGCUAUUGUGGGAGUCCCAUAUACUCAAUAUCUAGUCUGUUUAUGAAAACAGCAUUUUAAACUGAGUAAUUUAUUAAUUUAAAAUAAUUUUAUUCAUAGAAAUCUUGGUUUUUAAUAGAAUUGCUAAAACGAAGAAGAUUGUAAUAUAUCAGCCUGUACAGUAUACCUUUAUGACGUUUCUGCCAAUUUUAUUUGAGAAAUGUGUGGUUUUUUUGAUGCAUGGUGAGUUUAUAGUCUUAUUUACAAUUACAGUUAAUUUUCUGCCAUAGAAAUAUUUGUAUAUAAAAUCACUGUUAAAUUUGAAUUUUAAAAAAAUCCUGUUUUGUAGAUAAGUGCUUUUAAUAAUUAAAAUGAGUAGGCUGGGGAUUUAGCUCAGUGGUUCUGCCUCCUGCCUUGCAAGUAUAAGGUCCUGAAUUUGAUCCCCGAAUAAUAAUAAUAAUAAUAAUAAUAAAAUGAGUUGAAAUACAGAUGGGAUGAAUUAAACUAGGCUAGACUUUAAAUUUUUACUAAAGAUUAGAAUUCUAAAAAUGCCAAACAUUUCCCCUACUUGAAAAAUUUCAAGUCAUGAAAAAGGGAAAUAAUGGAAGACCUUCUAUUACAUUGAUGGUUCUUUGUUUAUCAUUUUCCUGUAUACUUACUCAAUUUGCUAAGCAUCUGACUUUAGCUAAAAUACUUAACAGCUUUGCCUUCUUAAUUUCAUAAUACCAUUUAUGAAAUUGAUUUGUCUGCCGGGCAUGGUGGCGCAUACCUGUAAUCUCACUGCUAAGGAGGCUGAGGCAGGAGGAUCACCAUGAGUUCAAGGGCAGCCUGGGCUACAUAGUGAGUACAAGGCCAACGCAAACUGCAAAGCAAGACCUUGUCUCCAAAAUACAAAGAAAAGAAAAGAAAUUGAUUUGUCCCAUACAGACUUUUGAAGUUUUAUAUAUAUAAUAACUUUUUUUCCCCUUGGUACUGAGGAUUGAACUCAGAUCCUCGAGAUUGCUAGGCAGGCACUGUGCCACUGAGCUAAGUCCCAAGCCCUAUAAUAAUGUUUUUAAAUGGGGAAUUAUAUGACUAAAUUUCAUGCUUAUUUUUGCAGGUUUUUUCAUGUUUUGUUUUUUUUUUGAGGUAGGGUCUCCCUAUAUUUCCCGGGCUCAAAGUUCUAAUCCUACUUUAGCCUUGUGAAUGCAUUAUAAGUGUGUGCUGCCAUGCCCAGUUCUUAGUGCUUUCUUUUUAUGUUAAACUUCUCCAGCUGAGAGUUAAAGUUAAAAAGAAAAGAAAAUAUUUUUAGGUAUUGUGUGGAGGUUUGGAUUAAGUGUAUUUGAGGGUUGCUUUUUUUAAAAAUCUGUGUUGUUUAUGAAUUAUAACAUGUAGUUUUAUAACAUGUAGUAAGGAUGUACGAGUUACAAUGUGCCUUUGCAGCCUUUUUAAAGAUUUUGUAACUUUAAUGCCUCCAUCUUAAUUUUUUUUUUUUUGGUACCAGGAAUUGAACUUGGAGACUCACGCUUUGCCAGGCAGAUGCUGUGCCACUGAGCUUCAUUCCUGGCUCUCCAUCUUAAUUUUUAUAACCAUUUAAAAUUAGCUAGGUGAGGUAGCACACACAUGUAAUCCCAGCACUCAGGAGGCUGAGGCAAAAGGAUUGCCAUAAGUUCAAGGCCAGCCUGAACUACACAGCGAGAACCUGUCUCAAGAAAAAAUAAAAAAUAAAAUUAUUAAUGUGACAUCAUUGAUGGCCCACAAAAUAGUAAUUUCUUUAAAACUGCCCUGCCAUAGGGCCGAGGAUUUAGCUCAGUGGUACUGCGCCUGCCUUACAAGCGCAAGGUUCCAAGUUCAGUCCCCAGUACCAAAAAGUAAAACUGCCCUGCCAUAACAAAGCAAUACAGAACAGCUUAGAACCUAAAGCAGUGUUACAUGUGCAGAACAGAACCUUUAUAGUUUUAACUCCCAAGUAUAAAGUCUGCUGAAGUUCUUCUACAAAAUAACCUUUAAAGAUAAAAUAAAACUUAUUGCCACCUGAAUUACAGUGACUUUAUGUCAGGCAUAUAGUGAGAUAUGAUUGAAUGCUUCUUGAAAAAUGACUUUGGGCUGGCGAUUUAGCUCAGUGGUUCUGGCGCCUGCCUCACAAGCACAAGGUCCUGAGUUUGAUCCCUGGUACCAAAAAAAAAAAGAAAAAUGACUUUGGUAAAACCAAUAGUUUAUUCUUUUUCAUAUAAACAUUUCUUACUAAGCAAUAACAUACUAUGGCAUGUGGUUUUCUAUUGAUAAACAAAUGAAAUUUCAGUACAAGUUUUUUUUGAGACAGGGUCUUGCUAUGUAGUUCCCAGUGGCCUUGAACUCAGCUGUGUAGCCCAGGCUGGCCCUGAACUCAUUGUGAUCCUCCUGCUUCAGCCUUCCAAGUGCUGGGAUUACAGCUGUGCACCACCACACCUGCCCGGUUAUAUAGUUUCAACUUUUAGGCCUAACUUUCCCCAAAUGUGAAAGACUAUUUUUCUUUGUUUUGCAGUAGCAGGGAUUGAUUCCAGCCCUUUUUGUAUUCUUAAUUGUAAUUGGAGAUAAUGAGUCUUGUUACAUUGCCUAGAUUGGCCUUGAAUUUGCAGUCCUUCUCCCUUAGCCCCCAAGUAGCUGGAAUUAUGGGCAUGCACCAUGCACCACCACGUGUAGCCCAAUAUUUCAUCUCUUACCUUGAUGUUUUAAAAGUGUACUCACAAUUCAGGCGUGGUGGCGCACACCUGUGAUCCCAGCACUAGGGAGGCUAAGGUAGGAAGAUCCCUGAGUUCAAGGCCAGCCUGGACUACAUAGCAAGACCCUUUAAAAAAAAAAAUUGAAAAGUCUUUAGGCUGGGAAUCCAUUCCCAAGUUUGCCCUUGGAUUCCCUCUUACAUCACACUACUCCACUUUGUCUUUCCUACUCAACAUUGAAGAUAUCUAAGUUUGAGACCCCUGAUUUUGAUCUGUGAUUAGGAAGUUUCUGAAUUUUAUGAUUUGCUAAUGUUGUAUUACUAUUAAGUCAUUUUAUCUUAUGCAUUUUAGAUUGUUUCUUAUGAAUGUAUCUUUUUUUAAUGUGGUGCUUUCUUCUGCAAACUACUGAAUUUUUAAU